GCCUACGAGAGGUCUGGUAACUUGGAGAAGGACAUCGCGAGUGUUCGUGGCUGGACAGAGACCGAUGAGUCAAUAAUGUGUCGGGGCACGAAUUCUGUGUCUGGGAUGAUAUGCGCACCGUGAAUCCGUGAUCCGCGCCACCCCACACUCCACGCGAGGCACGCGACACGGCGCUAGUGAGCCGGUUUCGGCAGGCUUCAAGCUUUACUAGUUACCAGCCAUCUUCUCGGCUUAGCCGCUUAGCCUAACCACAUAGCCCAGGCUCGCUUUCCCGUACUACCAGGCCGGUCAGCCGGUCUCGCGACUACCAGGUCUCGUGCCCGAUCGCGCGCGCCCCACUGCCCGCGCAGCAGCGGGUCGAGGCCGCACGCGAUUCAUCCGACUCGCCCCCCUCAUGGCCCGCUCUCGCCGCUAGCGUAUCGCGCCGCAACUAGCGGCGACUGCGGGAGCGGCGGUGAAAGGGGCGAUGGCGGAGCCCAUGGCGGAGGCGGACUGGCGGGCGCUGCUGGAGGCGGCGUGCGCGGAUGAGCGGCGUGGCGGGGAGCAGGAGGCGGCGCGGAGGCAGCUGCAGGCGCUGGUGCGCGGGGAGCAGGUGGCGCUGAGCGACGUGGUGGGCGGCAUGGGCGACUUCCUCACCGCGCCCGACCACGCGCUCAGAGCGCGAGGCACGGCGGUGCUGGCGUCGCUGGUGGACGCCAUGGUGGUCGCGCCGCUGCCGCCACUCACGCUCAGCACUCUCGCUCAGUUCUUCUCCCACCGCAUGCUCGCCCUGCGUUUGCUGCUCGCCCUCUUGGAGUGUCACAUUGCCGCCUCGCCUCCUGGCAAGGCGGGGGCAGCCGCGGGCGUGGAGGGAGGGGCGGGGUGGGCGGGGCUGGCGGGGGGCGUGGUGGCUACAGUGGACGGGGAAAAGGACCCGCGCUGCCUGCUGCUGGCGCUGCGCAUCGUGGCGCUGCUGGUGGCAGCGCUGCACCGCGAGGGCGGCAGGGCAGCUGUGAGCGGCGUGGCGGAGGACCUCUUCGACGUCGUGGCGGCCUACUUCCCCGUGUCCUUCAACCCCCCGCCCAACGACCCGCGGGGAAUCACCCGAGAGGACCUCGUUCAGGCGCUGCUGGGUGCGUUUUCCAGCACGCCUGAGUUUGCUCCCAUGGCCCUCCCUCUGCUGCUCGACAAGCUCGCCUCGUCCUUCCCCACCGCCAAGCUCGACUCCCUUCGCUUCCUCGCUGCCUGUGCCUCCUCCUGGGGUCCCCACCCCAUCGCCCCCCAUGCCUCCGCCAUCUGGCAAGCCCUCAAAUCUAGCCUCCCCACGCUGCACCCUCCAGCACCGCACACCACCUCUUCCCCCUCCCCCCUCGGGAGUGACUCCAAGGUAUCAUCUGCCGCCCUGCAGUGUCUGUUGGCGUGUGUGCGUGCCACACAGCCUUGCAGUGCGGAUUCCAUGGGGGGUGUGCCCGCGCGCCCCUCGCUGCUGGACGUGCUUCUCAAGGACGACGCUGUGCGCAGCGUGGGAGGGCUCAUUCCGUGGGGCGGGCAGCAGGCCACACAGGGGAUUGGAGAGAGAGGGGAGGAAUCUGGGAAGGAGAGGGGGGAGGUGGGUAAUGGUGGGGAUGCAUAUGGGGUAGGUGCGUCUGGUGGUGACAUGGCAGGGGUGUCAGGGCGAGUGAAGGGCACGGCUGACCUGCUCGCCUCUGUGGCCCGCGUGUCCCCCUCUGCCUCCGCUGCUGUCUCUGCCUCCCUCCUCCCGCCCCUAAUGCGCCUGCUGCUGCCCCCACCCGCUCAGGGUCCAAGGGGGGGGGCCUCUGGUGCGGGAGGCAGGGAGGGUGAGCGGAGGGAAGGGAGGGGAAGAGUGGGGAGCGAAGGUGGGGCGGAGAGUAGUGGGGAGCUGAGGGGAGGGGAUGGAGGAGAGGGUAUGGAGUGGAGGGAGGAGGGGAGUCGUGGGAGCAGUGGCGAGGGGGAAGACGGCGAGGUGUGCAGAGCGGUGCAGAGGGAGCUAGUGCAUCCACGUGGCAUGAUGGCAUUGGAUGUGAUUGUGAGCCUUAUCCGAGCUGCAAGGGACGUGGCGCAACAAGAUUGGGAGAGUGAGGGAGGGGACGGGAAGGAAGGGAGAGAAGGAGGGGGGGAGGGAAGAACAGGGGAGGGGAGAGGGCCAAGGAGCGUCAAAGGAGGGAGGGGCGUGAUGAGGCCGGGGAUGGUGGGGUGGGGUGCGAGGGCGGAUGUGACUGUGGUGGCUGAGAGAGAGCGGCUGGUGCUGCUGUUCCGCUCGGCGCUCGCCCUGGCGGUGCCUCAAGGCAGCCACAGCGGGGAGGGGGGGCAGCAGAGCAACACCGGGCCGAGUGAGCACAGAAGCUCAGGCCGGCAUGAGGAAGCAGCAGAGCUUGGCGGUGAUGGCUGGGCUGGAGUGCCUGUUGUCCUUCCCCCGCCCGUCUCCCCUGUCUCGCCGUCGCUCCUCUCUCAGCUCGCUGCCUGCCUCACACACGCCCUCAUCCACCUGCCGGCCCCCCAUGCCCGCCAUGCCACCACCGCUCCCCCUUCUACUGCACACGCCACGGCGCCGCACCAGCCCAGCAAGCCCGGCACCACCCCCCCUGCACCCUCCUGCGCCACCCCAAGUGCCCCCGCCAGCUCACCUGUGCAGCCGCCAGAGCCCCUCCCCCCGCCCGCCAUCCCCCCCUUCGCCCGCUCCCUCGUGCGCGCCCUCGCCUGCCUUGCCAGGGCUGAGGGCGGGUGGGCGGGCGCAUGGAGGGGAGAGGAGAGAGAAGAAGAGGGGGGGUUAGCAGGAGGUGGCAGUGGAUGGCAGGAGGGCGGUGUGAGUGUGAGCGAGGUGGUGUUGCCGCUGCUGUCCGUGCUGGGGGACAAGCUCGUCAUUGGCCGCCAUAGCGCCGAGGCACAGCCACCAGGGCAGCAGGCAGAGGAGCGAGGCGGUGGGGAGGCGGAAAAAGGGGGAGGUGCAGCGGGCGGGGGGCGAGUGAGGGUGGGGGUGUGGGCGGAGGCGCUGGCCGGCGUGGCAGGGGAGCUGGCAGCAGCGAGGGACUUGGCGCUGCCCGCCCUCACUGGCCUGGCCCUCCGAGGCUGCGCCGCCCAGCCCAUCCCGAGCUGUCGGCAAGAGGCAAUCAUCACGGUGCUUCACGUUGUCUCCACUCGCCUCCUUCCCAUGUGUGACGGUGCGCGUCCCUCCGACUCCAAGUUUCUGCGCGACCACGCCGCCGCUCUUGUCCGUGUCUUUGCCAGCCCCCCCUCGUCGCCCAGCCCCCCCUCAACCUCCUCCUCCCGUCCUUCCUCCACCCCUCCAGCCCCUGUUGCCGGUCACCUACUGGCAGCAGCAUGUGCAUCAGUCACUGCUGCCACCCACCGCUGCUCCCAUGCCGCCCAGCUCUCCCUCCUCUCCUCCCUCGACUGCUACCUUCGCCCCCUCACCACCACCUCCUCCUCCUUCUCCUCCGCGCCCCCUUCAUCCACACCCCCCACACCCGCUCCUCUCCCCUCCCCCCCCCUGUGCGCACCCAAGAGGCGCUGAACCGCCUGGCUGCAGCGUUGGUGGUGGGCCUGCGACCCUCACUGCUCUGCGCAGACCCGACUCACGCCUCGCACUCCGCAGCCCAGGGAAGAGGGGAGCAGCAGGCAGGCGAGCAGGGGAAGAACGAGGAGGACGGCAAGGCAGCGGAUCUGGACCCCGUGUGCCUGCUGCAAGGCCUCUUGCGCCACCUCUCCCUGCUUGCCACGUCACCACCCGCUCUCGUGUCUGCUGAGUCAGCAGAGGCUGCCAGCGUGGCAGUGGCGUCGCUGGUCAACAAGUGGCCCAAGGACAGCGGAAAGGUUCCCGGAAGCACCACCGUGGUGAUGUCGGUGGACGAGGUGCUGCAGGUGG
This is a messenger RNA of Closterium sp. NIES-67, 3862 nucleotides long. The record is from the annotation of a GenBank genome assembly. Lineage: Eukaryota; Viridiplantae; Streptophyta; Zygnematophyceae; Desmidiales; Closteriaceae.